AUGCCGAGCCUACCCGUUCAUGGCAUUCCCGUCUUCGUCCGCGUCCACCGGCAUAAGCACGUUCGUUAUGAGACACGCGGAUUCACCGGCUCUACAGCGAAACCGCGGAGCAGAGCUGAUCUUGUAAGGGGACGACCUUUUAACGAGGCCAUGUUGCGAUACGGAACUGCACUGGAGAAGAGACAAUGCAAGUGCUGGGAUUAA
Messenger RNA from Closterium sp. Yama58-4, 204 nucleotides. Lineage: Eukaryota; Viridiplantae; Streptophyta; Zygnematophyceae; Desmidiales; Closteriaceae. The record is from the annotation of a GenBank genome assembly.